Messenger RNA from Neohortaea acidophila, 4428 nucleotides. Its product is annotated as DNA polymerase family B-domain-containing protein. Gene Ontology annotation, cellular component: alpha DNA polymerase:primase complex. The coding region runs from base 1 to 4428 and encodes 1475 amino acids. The transcript has 3 exons. Gene Ontology annotation, biological process: DNA replication; lagging strand elongation; mitotic DNA replication initiation. The record is from RefSeq and is a predicted model, not a curated record. Gene Ontology annotation, molecular function: DNA-directed DNA polymerase activity; DNA replication origin binding; chromatin binding. NCBI's taxonomy places the organism in Eukaryota, Fungi, Ascomycota, Dothideomycetes, Mycosphaerellales, Teratosphaeriaceae.
AUGCCUACACGAGCCGAAAGACUCGCGCAGAUCCGCGCUCUACGUGCUGCAGGCAAGACGGGCUUCGAUGCGUACGAGGUGCAAGAGGCCGAGUCCAUUUACGAGACCGUGGACGACGAGGCCUACAAGAAGGUCGUACGCAGCCGACUCGAUCAAGACGACUUUGUUGUAGACGACAAUGGCGAGGGAUAUGCCGACGACGGUCGCGAGGACUGGCAGGACGAGGCGCGAACCUACGAUGACACCGACAGCGAAGACGACCUCCCAAGGCACGGCAAGGCGGCCAAACGGAAGCGCGAAGAAGAUGCUGAGCGACAAGAGAAAUUGAACAAGGGCAUUAGCAAAUACUUCAACCAGAAUCCCGCCGCCGCCGCAGCACCCAAACCAAAGCCCACGGCCACGGCAGAGGACGAUGAAUUCAUGGCGGGCCUGCUGGGCGAAGUUGACACCAACAUUCCCAGCAAGGCGCCGUCCUAUGGCAAAGCAAUGCGAAGCAACGACAGGCGCAAGACGAGAAUUUUGUCCCCACCACUGGAGGAGUCCGUUGGAAAGAGAACUGCUCGGACAACAUCUUCGAGGAACAACGUCGAUACGCCAAUACAUCCCCCCGCAGUGCAGAAUGUCGGCGACGAUGAUGGCUACUUUCUCCCGAGUCACACCGAUGAUGCGCUCAUGAGUGAUCCUCUGCCGUCCUCUCCUGCCGUGAAGGCUGUAGAGAGAAAGGAGCAGACCGCCGUCAAAUCCGAGCCCGUGGACGACGACGAUCUCAUGGAAGUCGCGGAAGUGCAAGGUCAUUCUGCACUACACACAGCAAAUGUGAACAUCAAAGGCCAUCGCCCGAUUCCGAAGAUUGUCAAAACUUCGUACCCCACGCCGGAUAGCUCGUCGCCCACAAGAGCACCGGGAGAGGAGGUCGAUAUGACCGCGAUCAACGAUGUGACUGAAACUCUCAACAUUGUUAGUAGCCCGCAUUCGGACACCAUCAGCGCCGGCAAACUGGCGGCCAAAGACGCCCUUGAGGAUGAUGGGACUCUUCGAUUCUUCUGGACCGACUACACUGAGGUCAACGGUAGCCUUUGUCUAUUCGGCAAGGUAAAGAAUCGGACCAACAGCACCUAUGUCUCGUGCUUUGUCAAAGUCGACAACAUUCUUCGCAAGCUGUACUUCCUCCCCCGAGAAUACCGACAACGCAACGGCCGAGACACGGAGGAAGAAGUCGAGUUCAGUGAUGUGUACGAAGAAGUCGACAGACUCAUGACGAGGAACAAGGUCAACAUGCACAAGAUCAAGUCUUGUUCACGGAAAUACGCCUUCGAGCUGCCGGGCAUUCCAAAGGAAGCGGAUUAUCUUAAGCUUCUCUACCCCUACACCAAAUCGGUCCUGCCCAUGGACACCAAGGGGGAGACGUUCUCCCAUGUCUUCGGCACCAAUACCGCACUCUUUGAACAAUUCGUGCUGUGGAAAAACAUCAUGGGCCCUUGCUGGCUUCAGGUUGAUGGCGGUAACUUCAACGCCGUCAACAAUGCUUCCUGGUGCAAGCUUGAGCUGCAGGUCGACAAACCGAAUGGCAUCACCACCCUUGGUGAUUCCGACAACCUUGAGGCGCCGCCCCUCACGCUCAUGUCUCUCGCGUUGAGGACCACCAUGAAUGUCAAGGAAAAUAAAAACGAGAUUCUCGUCGCAAGUCUCCGGUUCUAUGAGAACGUCUCGCUGACGGAUACAACGCCGGCCGAGAAGCUUCCUCAGCGCACCUUUACUAUCAUGCGUCCAAACGGCGAGUAUCCAUUAGGUUUCAAGAUGGAGGCAGAGAAGCAUCGAGGCCAAAUACGCAUGGAGAAGAGUGAGGGGGCACUAUUGUCCAUGACUCUUGCCAUCAUUCAGAAGUACGAUCCGGAUGCCAUCAUGGGUCACCGACUUGACGAUGUCGAUUUCAACGUCCUCCUGACUCGUAUGAAAGAGCGCAAGACGCCGGGCUGGCACCGCAUUGGACGACUGAAACGCGACGACUGGCCAAAGAACUUCGGCAAGGGAGGGGGUAGCUUCUUCGCUGAACGACACCUCGCUGCAGGGCGGUUGUUGUGCGAUCUCGCAAACGACAUGGGCAAGAGCAUCAUGACUGGAUGCCAGAGCUGGAGCUUGGAUGAGAUGUGCACCUUGUAUCUCGGAGGUAACAACAAGCGCCGUGACAUCGACAACGAGAAAGCACUGGCAAUGGCGACCACGCGAGACGGGCUGAUGAAUUAUGUCAAGCUCUGUGAAGCCGACACAUUCUUCAUCGCCGCCAUUGCUAUCAAACAACAAUUUCUGCCGCUUUCAAAGGUGUUGACGAAUUUGGCCGGCAACUCGUGGGCGCGUACUUUGAGCGGCACUCGUGCGGAGCGCAACGAGUACAUUCUGCUUCACGAGUUCUAUCGCAACAAGUUCAUCUGUCCAGACAAGGUCUUCGGAAAGGGAGCGUCGAACAAGAAGCUGGAAGAGGCCGACCACGCCGAUGAAGAUGGUGCGGAUGUCAAGAAGAAGGACAAGUUCAAGGGAGGUCUCGUGUUUGAGCCAGAGAAGGGACUGUACGACCGAUUCAUCCUCGUCAUGGACUUCAACUCGCUGUACCCCAGCAUCAUUCAGGAGUUCAACAUCUGCUUUACCACUGUGGACCGCAGCGACAUUACGGAAGACGAUGACAAGGUGCCUGAAGUACCAACAGACACAGCGAACAAGGGGAUCCUGCCCCGACUGAUUCGCACAUUGGUCAGUCGAAGGCGAGAGGUCAAGAAACUGAUGAAGGACAAGACCGCCACCGAUGAUCAACGCAAGACCUGGGACGUGAAGCAGCUGGCAUUGAAGCUGACGGCAAACUCAAUGUACGGAUGUCUGGGAUAUACCAAGUCUCGCUUCUACGCUCGACCGCUCGCGGCUCUUACCACGUCGAAAGGCCGUGAGAUUCUCCAAUCCACCAAGGAGCUCGCCGAGUCGGCGCACGCACUUCGCGUCAUAUACGGUGAUACUGAUUCCGUCAUGGUGAACACCAACAAAGACAACAUUCUAGAAGCCGUGAAGAUGGGCAAUGAGUUCAAGAAGAGCGUCAACGAGAGGUACGAGCUCCUUGAAAUCGAGAUCGACAAUAUCUUUCGACGGUUGUUGUUGCACGCCAAGAAGAAGUACGCUGCAAUCAACAUGAUCGAGGUCGAUGGAGUGUGGAAGGAGAAGAUGGAAGUCAAAGGGUUGGACAUGCGGCGGCGAGAGUAUUGCCAACUGUCGAAGGAUACUUCACAGGAACUGCUGAACUACUUGCUGUCCGGAGAAGAGCCAGAAAAGGUGGUCUCGCAGAUUCACGACCACCUGCGCUCGCUCUCAACGAAGAUGCGCAGCAACGAGAUCCCCGCGCACAAAUACACCAUCUACACGCAGCUCGGCAAAGCGCCGAACGAGUAUCCCAACGGAAACUCGAUGCCGUCCGUCCAGGUCGCACUCAAGCUGAUGGCCAAAGGCAAGCACGUCAAAGCCAAAGAUGUCAUGAGCUUCGUGAUCUGUGGCAACAGCGGCGGGUCGGCGGAGAAUGCGGCCAAGAAUGCGCACCCACUGGACGAGGUUCUAUCAAAGGACAGCGACCUCGUUCCUGAUGUGGACUACUACCUACAUAAGCAGAUUCUGCCUCCGGUGGAGCGGCUUUGUGCUCCGAUUAGCGGCACGAACGUCACAUUGCUCGCAGAGUGUCUCGGCCUUGACACCAGCAAAUACAGGGUCAGCGGGGCGGCGAAGAGUGCCGAGCAGAGCAAUGAGAUCACGACAUUGGAGAGCCAGAUCCCCGAUCACAUUCGCUUCAAAGAUUGCGAGCCGCUGGGCCUGCUAUGUCUGGGCUGCAAGCACCACUUUGAAUACCGCGGUCUCAACUACCAGGCCUCCGCCGACCAGGAGACUCUCACGCCUCUUGGCAUCCUCUCCAACGACGGACUGAGAUGUCCUCGAGCGGAGUGCAGCAAGUCCAUCUCGACGCUGGCCAUGUCUGCUCAACUCGAGACCCAGGUCCGGCGGCAUACAAGCCGCUACUACUCUGCAUGGCUGAUCUGCGACGAUCCGGCGUGCGGCAUGCGCACUCGACAUAUGAGCGUGUACGGGCAUCGCUGCUUGGGGCCGAAGGGCCUCGCGUAUGGCUGUUCGGGACGAAUGACGUUCGAGUAUUCGGAAAAGGCACUCUACAAUCAGUUGCUUUACUUACAAACGCUCUUCGACGUCGACAAGAGCCUCGAGAAGAUGGAGCGGCCGGGCGCCGUGAAGAUGGAGGAUGGGGAGAAGAAGAAGAUUCUCGCGGGGAUGAACCGGGAGAGGUUCGGGAUGUGCUGGGACGUGGUCAAGGCUUACUUGGACAAGAGUGGCUGGGGCUGGGUCAGCAUGGACUCUCUGUUUGGGUAUGCAUUGAAGAGUUUGUUGUAG